CGCAGAGUAAAAACGUGGGCAAUUCCUUCCACUAUAAAAUAGGAGUACGUCAUCAGGAGACGUGGGAAGCUCUAAAAUUAGAGCUUUUAUUAUAAUCAAUCCAAAAAAGCAUGUAGCCAUUCUUUCCAAGAAGUCAUGAUGAACGUGUUUCGCGAGACCAUUAAUCCGAGUGGUAGACUCUUAUUUUUUAUCAUUACUUAUAUUCUUUAUAUUUCAAGAUAAUCUAUUUAUUCACCCAUCCAAUUAUCACCCAUCAUCGAUCUAUGAUUAUUUCUGAGUCUUCCAACAACAUGCAGCUGCAAGAUGGUAAUGCUAGUAGUGUUGGUAAUGUGAUGAACAACCUAGCACAAGUUAUGGCAGCCUCCAUUGUUGGAUUGAUCGGCGAGAAUUCAGUGAUGGUAGACCAGCAGAAGAUCGUUCCUUACUUACAUCAAACGGAGUCAGGCCGUGUUGCAAAGCUUGAGAUUUUCUCUCACUAUGUUGCUAGGCAAAUGGGAUUUGUAGAUGCCAGUGAAGUUCCAGAGCUGUGCAGAUUGGCACAGGACUACUUGAGAAAUUCAGAAGGGUGUAAAGAAAGUAUAUAUCAAUAUUUAGCCAAUGGAGAGGACCCUAAUGCACUAUAUGCAAAAUUGAUUGAUGUGUUUGAAAGAUGCAUCCUAAGUUAUUUUGCAUUUCAUUGGAACCGGGCUUCAUUUAUCAUUAGUCAGGUAUUAAGUACUCAGUCUCAACCGAAAAUAAAUCUCAAAAAUAUUCUUUUGGAAGCCACAAGGGAACAUAGGUUUGAGAGAAUAACAAAGAAACUAAAGGUGGCAAGAGUGUUCUCUACAUUGGUUGAAGAGAUUAAAGCAAUAAAGGGCAACUCUCAAAGUAGUGAUGUCAAGGUCUCCAUUGUCCACAGUGAGAGGAGUCCAGUGUUGCUGCUUAUGGGUGGAGGCAUGGGAUCUGGAAAAAGCACUGUUCUUAAAGACAUUCUUAGAGAAUCAUUUUGGUCAGAAGCUGCUUCAAAUGUCGUGGUCGUUGAAGCAGAUUCUUUUAAGGAGAGUGAUGUGAUAUAUAGAGCUCUUAACUCUAAGGGUCGCCAUGAUGAAAUGCUUCAAAGUGCUGAACUGGUGCAUCAGUCUUCCACUGAUGCUGCAUCUUCUCUGCUAGUGACAGCUUUAAAUAAGGGGCGAGAUGUGAUCAUGGAUGGUACCUUAGCAUGGGAACCUUUCCUAGAGCAAACUAUUGCUAUGGCAAGAAAUGUUCACAACAAUACGUAUCGAAUGGGGUCAGGAUAUAAAGAAGCUAAAGAUGGGACAAUCACUGAAAAUUACUGGGAGCAAGUAAAUGUGCCAGUAGAAGAACACCAACCAGAGGAUAAUUAUAGAGCGGAACAGCACACUCGUAAGCCUUACAAAAUUGUUCUAGUUGGUGUGGUUUGUGAUGCCUAUCUUGCUGUCGUUAGAGGCAUUAGGAGAGCUAUUGUGACAAAGAGGGCAGUGAGGGUAAAAUCACAAUUGGAAUCUCACAAAAAAUUUGCUAAUGCCUUUCCAAGAUAUUGCAAACUUGUUGACAGUGCUACGCUCUAUUGCACAAAUGUUGUUGGUGGUCCACCAAAGAUAAUAGAGUGGAAGAAUGAUUCUAACAACAUGCGAGCGGAUCCUGAAGUUCUCAAAUUGUUGAAUACGAUAAGCAAUGUGAAUACUGAAGCAGUUUCCAUCUACGAAUUAUAUAAUGAAUACAACUAUACUGUCAGAUCCGGUUCAGUUUGGAAUGACAUUGUUCUUUCUCCUUCAAGGUCAAAUGAUAAGAAAGAAUUAAGGGAAUCCAUUCAGAAAAUAGAAAAAUCCAUUAGAAAAUAAUAACUACUUCCUUCGUCCCUUUAUAUACUAUACGUCAUGAGAAAAGUGGUUAAGGUCUUUAUAAAAAGGGGUGGAGGGAAUAGUUGUUUUCUUAUGGACUUUUCACAAGAAGAAUUGUUGGUGUAAUUGAUGUACAUAUUUUGUAUCUAACUUUACUAAACUGCCUGUUGUAUAUAAAUGUAUUCAAUAUUUUUUGUAAAAAAAGAUCAAUGAGAAAAAGAAAUAUAUAUUAACAUUGACAAUGUAA
Molecule: messenger RNA, 2088 nt
Organism: Lathyrus oleraceus (garden pea)
Lineage: Eukaryota; Viridiplantae; Streptophyta; Magnoliopsida; Fabales; Fabaceae
Product: calmodulin calcium-dependent NAD kinase
Exons: 9
Coding region: 264-1841 (525 amino acids)
Molecular function (GO): kinase activity; ATP binding
Source: RefSeq, a predicted model, not a curated record